Diabrotica balteata is the source of this 569-nucleotide messenger RNA. The record is from the annotation of a GenBank genome assembly. Lineage: Eukaryota; Metazoa; Arthropoda; Insecta; Coleoptera; Chrysomelidae.
CAAAAUUUUAAAUUCGCCCAUUUAGCAAAACACUUUUUAAGGAUGGUCGCAAUUUUAAGAAUUUGUUAUGGGCCUUUUGAUGCUUUUGGCGUAAUGUCCCACAGAAUUCAGAAGAUAAGAGGUCUUUUAAAAUCUUUAAAUGAAGAAGGCUAUGUCAUACAAGUCCGUAAAGUAGAUCUUCUUAAUAUGUUACAAGUAAUAUUGUUUAACAGAAUAAUAUUUCAGUGCGAUAUACGAAAUCUUAAAUUUAACAUGGAUUACGAAGAUGAUACUGUCUGUAAGAUAGCGAUCAGUGCUAUAAAGGAAGCUAUACUUAGAAUGAUGACUAAAGUUCAGUUGUCUAGUUAUGUUAUGGCUAAAAAGGAAAUGAGAAGCAAAGAUGCUAAUAAUAGUAGAAGUAAAGAUGAAACUAAAAAAAUUUUUUCAUUUAAAAGAAUGUGUGAAAUUAAUAAGCAAGAUCUUCUGGAUAUAAAAAAGAAUCAAUAUGUUCAUGAAUCGAAUGGCAUUAUGCAUCAAGUAAAUACCGUAGAUACAAUAAAUACGAGAAAAUAAUUAAAAUAAAUAUUUUU